AUGGAUACUAGUUGGAUUGAUUUACGAAAAGGGACUGCCGGUUAUUAUAAUGGUUGCAUGAAAUUUUUAGAGGUUGCUAAGGAGACUCUUUUAGAGGGAAUGACUCGAUGCCCAUGUAAUAAAUGCAAGUUGAAUAACUCAUAUCCCUUAGAAGAGGUAGGAGGACACAUUUUAUUUUACGGUUUUUAUAAGAACUAUAGACAAUGGGUUUUCCAUUGUAAAGAUCAAGAGAGUAAUACCAUAGAGAUCCCUAGUGAUCAAGCAAAGGUAGUAGGUCGAGAUGAUAUUGAUGGGUUAUUAGGAGCAGCUUUCAGGGUUGACAAUACUGCACAACCCACCAACGAAUCCCAAGACCCAUCAUUAAGUGAAGCAAAUUUUGAAGAUGAAGAUCUGUAUAACAUGCAUGAAGAAUUAAAUUUUGAUCUUGAGGAAGAUGAUGAGUUUCCAUCAACCAACACCAAUGAAGAAGAGGCGAAAUAUAAACGACUAAGGGAAGCUUCUGAUGAGGGUUUAUACGAGGGGUGUACUACUUUCUCAAAAUUGUCAUUUCUACUGCACUUGUUUCACCUCAAGUGUAUGUUUCAUUGGUCAGCUGCGUCAUUUAGUAAGUUGCUUGAGCUUCUAUUAGACGCAUUUCCUAUUAUUAUGGAGUUUCCGUCAUCGUAUUAUGAAGGCAUGAAGAUAAUAAAGGAUUUGGGAUUGAGUUACGAGAAAAUCCAUGCAUGUCCAAAUGAUUGUAUUUUAUAUUGGGGUGAAUUUGCAGAAAAAAGUGAGUGUCAUAUUUGUCACACAUCAAGGUGGAGAAAUGUGAACGGAAAUGAGGGUGAUACAAGUGAGAAUGUUAUAAAAACACGUAAGAAGGGCGUUCCAGCUAAAGUAAUGCGGUAUUUUCCUCUCAUCCCUAGACUAAAGAGGCUUUACAUGUCAUCUAAAACAGCAAAGGACAUGAGAUGGCAUUUUGACCGCAAGGAUGAAAAGAUCAUAAGUCACCCGGCAGAUGGUGAAGCUUGGAAAAAAUUUGAUCAAAGAUAUGAGGAAUUUGCCAAAGACCCUCGUAGUGUAAGAUAG
Messenger RNA from Spinacia oleracea (spinach), 1068 nucleotides. RefSeq lists its product as uncharacterized. The coding region runs from base 1 to 1068 and encodes 355 amino acids. NCBI's taxonomy places the organism in Eukaryota, Viridiplantae, Streptophyta, Magnoliopsida, Caryophyllales, Amaranthaceae. The transcript has a single exon. The record is from RefSeq and is a predicted model, not a curated record.